AUGCGUCAUGCAGCCGUCUCCAUCAGUAUUACCACGCUGACCGACGCUCUUGCCUUCCUUAUAGGAGCCAUUGCACCUCUACCAGCGGUGAAGUACUUCUGCUUUUAUUCGUGUGCUGCCAUCAUCUUCAUAUUCUUUUUCUGUCUGACGAUGUUCGUCGCCUGCUUAUCCUUACAAGGACGUCUGGAGAAACGAAAUAGAAACUCACUUUCGAUGGGACCUGUGAAGGACUUGGCUCGUUUAGAGAAAUUAUCUCUCGGUGAUCUAGCCUUUCAUAUGGGAUCUUUCGUGGAUGAGUCAAUAGACGAGGCCUCCAAAGCCUAUGAUCACAGCAACAAGUCACAAGACAAUCGAAUGUGGUACCAGAAGUUUUUUGAGGAUUGUUACGCACCUUUCAUAGCGAAUCGAUGGACUGUACUGAUGACAGUUAUUCUCUUCGGAACCUACGCCACCGUGGCUGCGAUCGGAUCGCAAAGAGUAAUCGUUGGCUUCGACGUGAGUUGA
Cooperia oncophora is the source of this 504-nucleotide messenger RNA. The record is from the annotation of a GenBank genome assembly. Lineage: Eukaryota; Metazoa; Nematoda; Chromadorea; Rhabditida; Trichostrongylidae.